This is a messenger RNA of Rhipicephalus sanguineus (brown dog tick), 790 nucleotides long. RefSeq lists its product as uncharacterized. The transcript is spliced from 5 exons. The coding region runs from base 3 to 575 and encodes 190 amino acids. Lineage: Eukaryota; Metazoa; Arthropoda; Arachnida; Ixodida; Ixodidae. The record is from RefSeq and is a predicted model, not a curated record.
GGAUGGUGACAAGACCGCCACCUUCUUCAAGAAUGCAACUCAGUCAUGCAACAACGCCCACCAUGUGGCGGAACGGCAACCAGAUGGACGCCAGAAAGCUCCUUCACUUCUCGCAUUUCGUCGACGGGAAGGUCGAGCACGACCAUGACAAGGUGGACAAAAUCACCCGCGAGUCGGCCAAGACCGGUAUGACCGCGACCAGACUCAGUGAUACAUCAUUCAGCAUCUCCUUUGAAGAGAGUAACAAGACGGCCGACUUCCUCGAAAAUGCCCAGUCUUGUCAGGGAGCGCACAAGGAAGUCGCCCGGCAGCCCGCUAAAGUGAGCGAGCACCACAGGAAGAUACAUUUACACUUCAAGCAUCAUACGACGGUCAACGACGACAAGACCACCAAGACCACCACCGAGGUGGUGGUGGAAUGCCUUGAAGACAUUCUCGAGAUUGCCAGGAAGGCAGUCAUCUGGCUGGUGGACAAGCUGUUCAAAGAUCUCCGACCAUCACCGGAAAGUGACAUUGCAUUUCCACCACCACAGCACGAUCGACAAGGAGACCAAGGAGAAAAAAACCACGACUGAGAUCAUCGCAGAGUGCCUGGACGAUGUCGUCGUCCUCGCCAAGAAGAUUGUCUUCUGGGCAAUCGAAAGACUGCUGAAAAUGUAGACCUGGCGCAUUUCUCUCCGUCCAGCGGUAGCACACUGAACUGUGCCUUUCUAAUGUUUUUGCUUUGCAUGCAGUGUUCCUCUUCUUCCUCUUUUCUCAAUUUUUCCCCUUUUCCCCUCUUUUUCACUUU